This is a messenger RNA of Aspergillus saccharolyticus JOP 1030-1, 834 nucleotides long. RefSeq names its product A4/G1 family peptidase. Gene Ontology annotation, molecular function: glutamic-type endopeptidase activity. Gene Ontology annotation, biological process: proteolysis. The coding region runs from base 1 to 834 and encodes 277 amino acids. The record is from RefSeq and is a predicted model, not a curated record. Lineage: Eukaryota; Fungi; Ascomycota; Eurotiomycetes; Eurotiales; Aspergillaceae. The transcript has a single exon.
AUGAAGUUCCUGGCCUCGAUUUUGACCACCACAUGUCUGGCGGGCAGUGUCCUGGCUGCCCCCCGCGGCGGCCUGGCAGAACGCAUCCAGGCCCGGUCUGCGGCUCGUGGCUCGCGACCUUUCCAGCCACACUCCUCAGAAACAGACUCCAACCACCGAGAAGCAGUAGCUUCAUCGCCCAACACAUCCCACAUCACAUACAGCAGCAACUGGGCCGGCAUCGUUCGGGAGGAACCGCUCAGCUCAGGGCCCUACACAGCUGUGAGCGCGACUUUCCAAGUCCCACAACCCACCGCUGCAGGCAAUAGUCGUGGGACGCAGGCCGGCUCUGCCUGGGUCGGCAUUGACGGCGACACAUACAAUGCCGCUAUCCUUCAAACCGGUGUGGACUUUUACGUUCAGAACGGCAAGGUCACGGGCGACGCCUGGUACGAAUGGUACCCAGACUAUGCAUAUGACUUCGAUCUCUCCGUGAGUCCUGGAGACACCAUCGUGGCCAAGGUCCAGGCUCUCUCGCCCAGUCAGGGCGUAGCCACCAUCGAAAACAAGUCAACCGGCCAGAAGGCGUCGCAAACAAUCACCGCCCCCGAAGCGACUGCUACCUUGGCGGGAGAGAACGCCGACUGGAUUGUGGAGGACUUCCAGGCAGGCGAUGAGCAAGUUGCGCUCACGGAUUUUGGCACGGUCACGUUCACCGGCGCGGGGGCUAAGGCUGGGGGCCAGACUGUGGGUGUUCAAGACGGAACAAUCAUUAAGCUGAAGCAGAACGAUCAGGUGUUGACGGAGGUGGAUGUGCAGAGUGACACGAAGUUCAGUGUUACCUACACUGGAUGA